AUGUCUGCUCCCCUCAUCUUGCUCCCGGGCGAUGAGGUACCAAGCGACUACUUGCCGCCCACCAAGUCUAAUCCUCUCAAACUAGGCCCUGGCCUCCGCCUCUUGUCACAGCCUACAGCUUCAUCUACAUCAUCAAACCAUGUUUUGACAGCCACACAGGCCGGUUUGCUUGUAACCGAUACAAAGCGCAACGCCGUCUCACUACAAUCUUUCUCCAACCGCCGCUACAUCCCCACUACCAACGAUCUGGUUAUCGCACAGAUCCACCAUUCCAGCGUCGAUUACUUCCACUGCAUAGUGACCCCGCACACGGCGCACGCGAUGCUGGGCCAACUGUCCUUCGAAGGUGCCACAAAGAAGACAAGACCGAUGUUGAAACAAGGCGACCUGGUCUACGCGCGCGUAUUAUCAGUGGGUGUUGGCGCCGGUGCUGAGGUCGAGUUGACCUGUGUCAAUCCGGCCACUGGCAAGGCCGAGCCUGGAGGUCUAGGUCCUCUAGUUGGUGGGAUGGUGUUUGAUGUUUCCACGGGCAUGGCAGCUCGCUUGCUUCGGGCUAGCUCCACUUCAGCUGAGAAAUCCGACGCGGUUGACGGUCUUGUGGUCCUCGCCGAGCUCGGAAAGAAGCUUGAGAGCUUGGGAGGAUUUGAGAUCGCCGUUGGACGCAAUGGAAAGGUUUGGGUGGAUUGCUCCAAUGCAGGAGAGAGUGCAGUCAAGGUCACAGUCGCUAUUGGCCAAUGUCUGCAAGGUACAGAUGAGAGAAACCUUGACGCGGCUGAUCAGCAGAAGUUAGUGACAAAGAUCUUGCGCGGUAUGAAAUUAGCAUGA
Molecule: messenger RNA, 825 nt
Organism: Penicillium maclennaniae
Lineage: Eukaryota; Fungi; Ascomycota; Eurotiomycetes; Eurotiales; Aspergillaceae
Product: exosome non-catalytic core subunit RRP40
Exons: 1
Coding region: 1-825 (274 amino acids)
Biological process (GO): TRAMP-dependent tRNA surveillance pathway; CUT catabolic process; exonucleolytic trimming to generate mature 3'-end of 5.8S rRNA from tricistronic rRNA transcript (SSU-rRNA, 5.8S rRNA, LSU-rRNA)
Cellular component (GO): cytoplasmic exosome (RNase complex); nuclear exosome (RNase complex)
Molecular function (GO): RNA binding
Source: RefSeq, a predicted model, not a curated record